AACUCUUCGGAGGCAUCCUCAGGCUCUCUCAUGCGACCGCCGUCGCUCUCUCUGCAAUUACGGACGCGAGCUGAUGCAGCAAAUGCGCUAACCGCUCGCUUUUACUCUGAUUUGGCGGCUCCAGAGCCAAGUCAAAAUGGUCCGCUGAGACGUGUUGGCAGCAGAGCUCCUAUAGCAAACAUGUUCGGUGAUAUCUCGAUACAGAAUGUUUCACAGACGCCAACGAAGCGGAUUGUACCAGCACCCGCGCCAGCCGGACAGUGGAAGCCCAACCCUCGUUAUUCGAUACAAAAGCAGUCUGGGACAUCCACCUUGGCCAGCCGUCUCGCGCACAGGCGAGUCAGCGAAGGUGCGAACAAUCCAACGACCUCUGAAGCCCGGUACCCAGCGAGUCAAGCAAGCCUGGGACGACCUACUGGUCCCCUAGCUGGAGAGCCUUCUCCUAGUCUGGGCAGACUACAACUCCAGCGGCGGUCCGAUCAGCUGAGAAAAGAAGCUCCAAUUGCGUCAGGAUGGAAUAAUAGUCGGUCGCGAGAGGGAAAGGAAGGGGGUCGUUCGGAUAGAGCCCCGGCACAAGGCAGGCGGAAUGACGCUUCUACAAAGACGCGGACCACGUCGAUACGCGAUGAUGCGGACACGAAGGAGCAGUCGCCAUCGUCCUCUAGGCUCACCAUGCAGAGACGUUCGGAAUUAUCGCCUUCUGCUUCCGUCACCCAAUCAGUGACCAAACCAGAUGAUGACGAGAAGCCCGUGGUGCCCACCACCGAGCGUAAACUUCUGCCUUCACCUUCUCUGGUGAAGCUGGACAGCAAUGCAUUGGAUUCUUUAUUCAGUCAACCUGCAAUCGAGGAAACUGCUACCAUCCCGUUCAGGGCGAGCUCGAAUUCCAAGGCAGAUCAGUCUCCCAGGUUGCAGUCACUGCUAGAACAAAAUGCCGGCGACUACUCCCGCUAUCUUCCGGCUCACUUCCACUCGCAGCUUAUCGACAGCCAACAGCUGGGCUCCGUGGGAUAUGCUGAAUUCGCUCUGGCGAGACAGCGGAGCGCCAGACUGGCCAGUAAGCGUACUGCUCUGGAUGUCGUCAAAAGAUAUUCAGGAAACGUUAAAGAUGCGCGUUCUUCACUGUAGAUCGUCUUUAUACGUAUGUCGGGUCAAUAUAAUAAUAAAAAAUAAUGAAAGUCACGCAGACACUAAGGGUACAAGUAUAGUCUUACGAACGGAUGGUCGGGUAUACGCCUGACUGGUUCGCAUGCUUAGCCUCCUUCGAGAGGUAUGUCGACCUCUUUCAAAUCGGGAGAGCUGGCCGACUCUCGUCGUGCUUGGGAGUCAUCGGCAGUGACGUCAGUCAUAUCGGUUUCUAUGGGCUGAACAACACGAUGGCCAUUUGCGACUUGCCGAUCGUCCUCAGCAUCCUCUUUCU
Molecule: messenger RNA, 1420 nt
Organism: Gloeophyllum trabeum ATCC 11539
Lineage: Eukaryota; Fungi; Basidiomycota; Agaricomycetes; Gloeophyllales; Gloeophyllaceae
Exons: 2
Coding region: 31-1128 (365 amino acids)
Source: RefSeq, a predicted model, not a curated record